Messenger RNA from Electrophorus electricus (electric eel), 1957 nucleotides. It is a transcript of the gene aip, whose product is annotated as aryl hydrocarbon receptor interacting protein. Lineage: Eukaryota; Metazoa; Chordata; Actinopteri; Gymnotiformes; Gymnotidae. The record is from RefSeq and is a predicted model, not a curated record. Gene Ontology annotation, molecular function: peptidyl-prolyl cis-trans isomerase activity; protein binding.
GUACAUCUACUAGAAAGAGCAAGAAUGGAGGAAAUUGCUCUCAAGCUUAGUGCGGAUGGUGUUCAGAAAAGAGUGAUCUCUGCUGGAAAGGGUGAACUUUCGUCGUUUCUCGAUGGCACAAAGGUCAGGUUUCAUUACCGCACCAGCCUGUGUGAUGGCACGUUGCUGGAUGACUCCAGGACCAUGGGGGAGAGGAGUAAACCCAUGGAGCUGAUUCUUGGAAAGAAGUUCAAACUUCCAGUGUGGGAGCGAGUGGUCACUACCAUGAGAGUAGGGGAGAUGGCAGAAUUCACCUGUGAUGUGAAGCACACAGCCCUGUACCCACUGGUGUCCCAGUCCCUACGCAACAUCAGUGUUGGGAAAGACCCCCUGGAGGGCCAGAGGCACUGCUGUGGAAUCGCCCAGGUCCAUAGCCACCACUCACUGGGCCAUGCAGACUUGGACCAUCUGCAGGCCAACCCACAGCCUCUGGUUUUCACCAUUGAGCUCUUGGAGGUCUUGCCUCCAGGCUCCUUCGCCCUAGAGACCUGGGCCAUGACGGAUGAGGAGAAACUGGAGGCCGUGCCUCACAUCCACGAGGAGGGCAACACACUUUUCAAGAAGGGCGAAAUCCAGGCAGCCUCAGAGAAAUACUACAAUGCCAUCGCUUGUCUGAAGAACCUGCAGAUGAAGGAGCAGCCUGGUGAUGUGGCGUGGAUUAAACUGGAUCAGAUGAUCACACCGCUUCUGUUGAACUUCUGCCAGUGUAAACUGAUGCUGGGCCAGUACUACGAGGUGCUGGAGCACUGCUCCUCUCUCAUCAACAAGUACGAAGAUAACGUGAAGGCGUACUUCAAGCGUGGGAAGGCUCACGCAGCCGUGUGGAACGAGAAGGAGGCCAGGACGGACUUUACCAAGGUGCUCCAGCUGGAUCCCUCGCUGGGACCCGCCGUGGCCAAGGAGAUCCGGGCGAUGGAGGAACGGAUCCGGAUGAAGGAGAAAGAGGAGAAGGGGCGUUACAGGAACCUCUUCACCCACCCCAGUGGCACCGCAACCCCAGCUGGCAUGAGCUGAAACCAAAAAGGACCUCCAUUUCUUGUCGUUCACGAGGAGAAAUUCCUUCAGAUUGGAGCAUGUUUUCCCUCCCCUUCACCAUUCCAGCAAACCCAACACACACACUGUCCUAUUAUCUCUGCUCCAACAACCCCUCCCCCCCUGAGAACUAUUAUGCUUAGAAUUAUCACAUGCACAAUAUUAUAUGUCUGAAAUAUGCUCAGAAAUUAUCAUCAGGAUUACAAGGCUCUCCUAACAAAUUCAAGUUUGAGAGGGCACAGUUUAAUGUGGAGUGGCACUCCUCCGGCGGUCAGUACCAUAACGGAGCAAGAUGGUGCCAGACAAUCAACACAACACUCCCCAAGGGGACCUGGAGCAAGAUGGAGGAUCUGAGAGUUGUAACCUGGUAGACGUCAUCAGAUUGAUUUAACCCCAGUCAUCACGCAGAGAUGGGUGGAGCUGAUGUCCAGAAGUCACUGCCCAAACGCCAUGAUUCUGUUGACAGUGGGCAUGAGGCCCAGCCUCCUGACAGACAUGAUAAAAGUAGGUUGCCAUCAGCCCCCCCACCCCUUUCCCACCUGUGCCACUCUUGGAUAAUGCCUGUUGUAUUGGAUGCUUUUUUUUUAAAAAUCUAUAUAUUUACACAUAUAUUUUGCUUAUUAUUGUCCUUAAUGUCAAGUAUAGUCAUUCUAUGUAUGUUUGUGCACAUUGUUUGAGAGGGUUGGUCAGUUAAUGAACUGUGACACCCACAAUUUCAUAUUGAAAUGUUCACACACUUGGUCACAGACAGGCCUGUGUGUGUGAGAGAGAGACAGGGCAAAUAUGUAUUGCCAAGGUGAUGUUCCUAUCGAAACAACAAUUUUACAUGUACAUGCUUAUGCAACGAGUGACCAUCUGUUGAGUAAAACAGUAAGUAAAAAGUUCA